Molecule: messenger RNA, 881 nt
Organism: Priapulus caudatus
Lineage: Eukaryota; Metazoa; Priapulida; Priapulimorpha; Priapulimorphida; Priapulidae
Product: eukaryotic translation initiation factor 4 gamma 2-like
Exons: 7
Cellular component (GO): eukaryotic translation initiation factor 4F complex
Molecular function (GO): protein binding; mRNA binding; translation initiation factor activity
Source: RefSeq, a predicted model, not a curated record
UCAACAUUCGCGGUCGACGCCAAGCCCUAAACGUGGACACGCCGCGAGAACCGGGUGGUGUAUCUCGACGUGCCGGAGGAAGGGACGUUACGCCACCCCAGAGUGCAGGUGCAUGUUCACCCGCAACACGCAGAUGGAUUCCUCCAAGCCAUACCAAACGAGAUGCUUUCACCGAACAAGAGCGCAACGAUGCCAUCUUUCGUAAAGUUCGUGGCAUUCUGAAUAAGCUCACACCAGAGAAGUUUGACAAGCUGAGUCAAGAGAUUCUCACAUGUGGAAUUGACUCUAUUGUCAUCCUGAAGGGUGUCAUUCUCCUGAUUUUUGAUAAAGCACUUGAUGAACCGAAGUACAGUUUUAUGUACGCGCAGCUAUGUCGACGGCUAUGUGAAGAAGCGCCCAAUUUCAGAUUAGAGCAAGGCUCUGGGAAUUGUGUAUCUUCUUUUCGUCAUCUGCUACUUAACAAGUGUCGAGAUGAGUUCGAAAAUCGUGCGCGUGCGCAAGCUAUGUACGACAAUGGGCGUACGCUCAAUGCAGAAGAGCAAGAGCAAGCUCAUAUUGCCAAACAGAAGAUGCUUGGUAACAUCAAGUUCAUCGGAGAGCUCGGCAAACUGGACAUGCUCCACGAGACAAUUCUACAUCAGUGCAUUAAGCAGCUUCUGGAGAAGAAAAGGACGACCGGUGUGAGCGACAUGUCAGAAGACCUCGAGUGUCUGUGUCAGAUCAUGAAAACUGUCGGCCGUCGCCUCGACACCGACAAGGCUAGGGGUUGGAUGGAGCAGUACUUUGAGCGAAUAAGACAAUUCAGUUACAACCCUGAGUUACCUGCUCGCAUACGGUUCAUGCUACAAGAUGUGAUGGAACUCAGAGACCAGCAGGUGCGA